This is a messenger RNA of Archocentrus centrarchus (flier cichlid), 2460 nucleotides long. It is a transcript of the gene gabrb4, whose product is annotated as gamma-aminobutyric acid type A receptor subunit beta4. Gene Ontology annotation, cellular component: membrane. The transcript has 10 exons. Lineage: Eukaryota; Metazoa; Chordata; Actinopteri; Cichliformes; Cichlidae. Gene Ontology annotation, molecular function: extracellular ligand-gated monoatomic ion channel activity; GABA-A receptor activity. Bases 547 to 2085 code for a protein of 512 amino acids. The record is from RefSeq and is a predicted model, not a curated record. Gene Ontology annotation, biological process: monoatomic ion transmembrane transport.
CUCCAGACGACGAGUGUUUCCAGCUCAAAUAUCUUUUAACAACAUCACGUUGUGGAAUAGUCUGGCGCCAGAGCAUCGCUGGAACCAUGCCUCAUCUGCAGAUUUGGACUGGGAAAUUUCAUCCACCAAUUUGAUCAUCGAGAGGCUGCUGCUCGGUCAUUCAUGCCAGUGUUUGUUUGUUCUUUUGUUUUGUUUCUUUGUUUUUAAGGGGAAAAACACUUGUCAUCACUUUUAAAAGUAAUAGGUAUGCCGUUUUUUUUGAGCAAGAUGUCUGAUCUUCUGGUGUUGGUCGAGGGGCUCUGUGACCUGCACGGAUUUCCAUAGCCGGGGAAAAAAAAAAAAAAAAAAAAAGCGGGGGCCAAUUACGAGAUUUUGAAACUCGAGAAGCGUAUUUUAAUGAAGACAUCGCAUGCAUAGAUGUAGGCUAGUUUUUUCGACAUUUUUAAAAGGCAAUUAUUUUUUGAUUGCCAAUUUUUACUUUGUGCAUUUUCGGGAGGACCACUGGACUGGUUGGAUUAUAGAAACUAUAUAGAAGGAUUUGUGGAGAUGUUGGGUCGUCAAGAAAAUAAAUUAUGUGGAAUUUUCUCUGCUCUGGCGGCUUUGUCCUUCGUAUGCUUUGUUCAAAGCUCCUCCACUGGAAGCGCCGGAAUGUCUGUGGCCAAGACCACCGUGGACAAGUUGCUGAAGGGAUAUGACAUCCGUUUAAGGCCUGAUUUUGGAGGUCCUCCAGUUGUCGUGGGAAUGAGCAUCAACAUAGCGAGCAUUGACUCCAUCUCAGAAGUAAACAUGGACUACACCAUCACAAUGUAUUUCCAGCAGAGCUGGCGAGAUAAACGUUUGGCCUAUGGCGAGUUGAACCUAAACCUAACUCUGGACAACCGUGUAGCAGACCAGCUUUGGCUUCCUGACACCUACUUCCUUAAUGACAAGAAGUCCUUUCUUCAUGGUGUGACAGUAAAAAACCGCAUGAUCCGACUGCACCCUGAUGGCACCGUCCUAUAUGGAUUGAGGAUAACCACUACUGCUGCUUGCAUGAUGGACUUAAGGAGGUACCCGCUUGAUGAACAGAACUGCACCCUGGAAAUUGAAAGCUAUGGAUAUACCACAGACGACAUUGUAUUCUUCUGGGAAGGAGGAGACAACGCUGUUACAGGCGUUGACAAGUUAGAGUUACCUCAGUUCUCCAUUGUGGCCACCCGCUUGGUGUCAAAGGAGGUCAUCUUUACUACAGGUGCAUAUCCAAGGCUUUCACUGAGUUUUAGGAUUAAGAGGAACAUUGGAUAUUUCAUCUUGCAGACAUAUAUGCCCUCCAUUUUGAUCACCAUCCUCUCCUGGGUCUCCUUCUGGAUCAAUUACGAUGCCUCUGCAGCUCGGGUGGCCCUGGGUGUGACAACGGUGCUUACCAUGACCACAAUUAACACCCACCUUAGGGAGACUCUCCCAAAGAUCCCAUAUGUGAAAGCCAUCGACGUCUACCUCAUGGGCUGUUUUGUGUUUGUGUUCCUGGCCCUGCUUGAAUAUGCCUUUGUAAAUUACGUGUUCUUUGGUCGGGGCCCCGCGCAACAGAAGAAACUCAGCGAGAGGCUGAACAAAUCCAACAAUGAGCGCACAAGAUACGAAGAGAAGCGCCUGAGGGAACAGGACUCCAUUUCCGUGCCGUUUCAAACCAACACCUUCAGGUCAUUUACACAGCGAAGAAAUCUGUAUCUCGAGGAACAAAGAAAAGUUGGGGUGGAUGCUUAUGGAAACAUCCUCCUCACCACACUGGAGAUGAACAACGAAGUGAUGCCUUCUGACGUGGGGAGCAGCGUCAGUGACUCUCGGAAUUCGGUCAUGUCCUUUGACAGCUCCGGGGUCCAAUUCAGGAAGCCCAUGGCUCCCCGAGAUGGCUUCAGCCACCACUCGCUGGAUCGGAGCGCCAUGCGGAGCAGGGCCAACUGUCGGCUACGACGACGCUCCUCCAAGCUCAAGUUGAAAAUCCCAAACCUGUCAGAUGUUAGCACCAUUGACAAGUGGUCCCGGGUCAUUUUCCCUAUCACCUUUGGAUUUUUCAACCUAAUCUACUGGUUGUACUAUGUGAAAUGAUGUGCAUCCCACAAGGAAUCAUGGGCCAUAUUUUGAGAGCACAUUAAAUUGGCUUUGAUACAGUUCCAAAAUAUGUAUACACAUAUACAAGUUGAACAUAUGUAUAUGCAUAUUUCUAUAUAUUAUAUUUAUAUAUACACAUGUGAAAUCCGAAAGACCUUUCUGCUGUACAAAGUAUUAAUAGGAUGACUUGAAUGUUUAAGAAUAAUUGUGAAAGAAGAAUUUCAAGGCUUUGAGUUUCUUUUUCCUGCUGAAACGAACAAACAAACAUGAGAUCCCAUCAGGGGGGUUUUGGAACUAAAGACUGCAUGAUAUUUUUGCUAAAAAAAAAAAAAAAAAAAAAAAGAAAAGAAAAAAGAGAAGAAAAAAGAGAAA